AUGAAAUCGACAGCAAUUCGAGAAGCUACAGCAGUUGCUAAGUUGAAAGCUAAAAAAAGUAACUUUGUGUAUGGUUGUGGUUUCGGAAAAACAGGAAGUCUUUUUACGAGGGCAUUGCGAGAAACCGGACAGAAAGGAUUCAAGAAUCCCAGACAAAUCCAAUAUUUUAAUUCGCGUAAUAUUCGUCAUAUUGCAGCCGGGUUUGGCUUCUCAGUUUUGGCAUCGGAUCGGAAACUUUAUGGUGGUGGUGUUGAUAUUUUUAGCAACGAUUUAGAUAAUAGCAAUUAUUGGAGUGAAGGUAUUUGCUUGAAUGCUAAUAGGGAUGAGGGAUUUGGUAAUAUAAUAGCCGUUUCGGCUGGCCGACGACAUUUUCUGGUUGCAUCAAAAAAAGCAGUCUAUGCAUUUGGUGACAAUGCUCAUGGACAGUGCGGACAGGAUCCUGAAAAUGUACCCUUUGUGAGACUGGAAAAUAAACCAUAUGAAAAAAUUACGAUUCCUUCGGAUUCAGAAAUUGCUCGGAUACAUUGUACACUAGAUACAUCAUUCAUCAUUCUGGAUUCUGGUGAGGUAUUUUCAUUCGGAUUAGGUAUAGACGGACAAUUGGGACGCGGAAAAUGCAAAUAUGAUUGGCGUUGUUUACCAGUUGAAGGUGAUUUGAAGGGAUUGAAAGUAGCAACUUUAAGAGGAAGCACGGAUACUUUGAUGGCGGUGACAAAGAACGGCGAAUUAUUCAUGUGGGGACAGAAUGAAUACGAGCAAAUGUAUCCAUUUGUAAAAGACAUUCAAAGCAGUUUUCCAUGUGAGAUUCGUCUUUCAAUGGAGAAAAUUGCACUAGCAGAUUCUACGGCAACUUCUUGUAUAGCAUUAAGUAGCAAUGAUCAAGUUUAUGUUUGGGGUUUUGGAAUCCUCGGUAUGGGACCCAAUGUUACGUCACUACGACGACCGGCGCUCCUGGAAAAUAAUCUUUUCAGCGGUGGUCCAAAUGAUUCGGGUAAAGUCAAGAAGGUUUUUGCUGGUAAUUCCUCGAUGUUUGCUGUUUCAAGAAUGGAUAAUCUGUUUUCUUGGGGUCUUAACAGGUUCUCUCAUUUAGGUCUUUCACAUGACAAAGACCAACAUUUCCCAUUCCAAGUUGAUAUAUUAAAGAGGCCGUUAGAUGUCUCCGUUGCACCUGAUCAUGUGUUGUUCUUGAUGAGUUGA
Cercopithifilaria johnstoni is the source of this 1197-nucleotide messenger RNA. Lineage: Eukaryota; Metazoa; Nematoda; Chromadorea; Rhabditida; Onchocercidae. The record is from the annotation of a GenBank genome assembly.